UAAAAAGGUCGAUCAAUUUUUUAAAAAAGCACAUAUCAAGUUUUGUCAUCUUAAAACGAAUAAUUCAAAACAGCUAUUGAAUCAUAAUGAAAUUCGCAAUUGUUCUAUUUGUUCUUGGCCUCUUUGUUGUAACCAUUGCCGCCGAUUACACUCAUGGUCAUAAUGGACAAUCAGCGUGUGAAGAUUCAAGAGAGUACAAUCAAAAAUUCCAAAACAAUAAUGACCCUACAAAAUACUGGGUUUGUGAGGAACCCAAUGAGCCUGCAGUUUCGCACAGCUGUGAUGAUGGCACAGCAUACCAGCAAUCAGUGAGAAAUUGCAUUCCCUGGGAACACUGGAAGUGGACUGCUCCCCAAGACCCAAUAACUAUGGUUAUGUAAAAAUAACUGCAGCUUAAUAUUCUAAAUAUGACAAAACAAGUUGUAAGGUCCAAAACAAAACUUAUGAAGAAAUAAAUAAAAACAUAUUUAAAGCAAGAUAAA
Eupeodes corollae is the source of this 482-nucleotide messenger RNA. RefSeq lists its product as uncharacterized. The record is from RefSeq and is a predicted model, not a curated record. Gene Ontology annotation, molecular function: chitin binding. Gene Ontology annotation, cellular component: extracellular region. Lineage: Eukaryota; Metazoa; Arthropoda; Insecta; Diptera; Syrphidae. The transcript has 2 exons. The coding region runs from base 87 to 380 and encodes 97 amino acids.